Molecule: messenger RNA, 3444 nt
Organism: Mercenaria mercenaria
Lineage: Eukaryota; Metazoa; Mollusca; Bivalvia; Venerida; Veneridae
Product: C-C chemokine receptor type 5-like
Exons: 1
Coding region: 747-1922 (391 amino acids)
Biological process (GO): G protein-coupled receptor signaling pathway
Cellular component (GO): plasma membrane
Molecular function (GO): G protein-coupled receptor activity
Source: RefSeq, a predicted model, not a curated record
GGGAGGUGGAUAGGGAAAGAGAAAGGGGGCAUGGGCGAGUUGGUAGUUAGUUUUCUGCAGAGGCAGAGCGUUGGAUUCCUGGUCCCGGAUGACACGGUUUCGAAUUCGGGUGAGGGCGAAAUUUGAAUGCGUUCUCAACAAUCCGCUGUACGAAUGCACAAGUAUUGGAGCAGUCUGCGAGGAUAAUCAUUGUACGUUUUCUUUGCAAUUAUGAGAGAAAAGGACGAUCCUAGUGAAAAUGCUUGUAAUUAAACUGAUCGACAUUUUGUAUCAGAAAUUCAAACUGGCUCAACUUUGUAGGCCUUAUAUCAAAAAUAAUGUUGUCAUAGAAUUUUUAUUUCUUUUUGAUAGUAUUUUUUUUUUGUCUAUGUUUGGUUUUCUAUGUUAUGUGUUACCCUAAAAAGAGAUGUAUAUAUUUUUGGCAUUGAUGUUUCCAAUUAUGUUGAGCAUGUUUUAAAAACAAUUUCUGAAAUAUGUAUUCACGGAAACAUCUGGUAAAUGCCGUCAGGAAUUUUAGCCUACACUAUGACAACUAUUAUCCUGUUCAUAACGAAGUAUAAUAAAUGUUGUGCGGUAUAGUCCCUAAUGACAAGCAUAAAGUGAUUAAAAACUAUAAUAGUAAUGACAAAUGAACACAGCAGAUGUAUUAGCUACUCCGUUUCUCUCCAUUAAUUUCGUUUUAUUUCAAGCACAGCGUCUGUCAUACAAACUUGGAAUGUAAAUUCGUGAACUGUUAUCUUGAAACAAUGGAAGCAAAUUCAUCUGAAAAUAGUAGCUUGAGUUUGAUACUGAAUACUACCGGGUCAGGAAAUAUAGUAAACUCUGCCUCAACACAGCCACGCCCUAUCGGCUACUAUGGCGAAAUUCGUGAGUUGCUGUGGAAGAUAGUGCCGCCAAUUUUGAUACUAUGUGGCACCACUGGCAACACGUUGACAAUCAUUGUUACCAUGCGUAUGAAGAAGUUAUCUUCCACUGCAGUAUACUUGUUGAUACUGGCUGUUUCGGACACGACAAUUCUCUUAUGCGGACCAUUGAGGAACUGGAUCAGUUUCGCAUGGGGCAAAGAUAUUCGCAGACUAAGCGACGCGGCAUGCAAAGUUCAACUUUACCUCACGUAUGCUAGCCUCCACUUCUCGUCAUGGCUUCUCGUUGCGGUGACAAUGGAGCGUACUAUCAGUGUGGUAUUUCCACAUAAAGUUAAAGUAAAUUGUACACGAAGAAAUGCAUGUUUAAUAAUCCUGGCAUUGUUUGUGUUCACGUUUGGUGUUGAUGCCGUGGUUCCUGCUACUCAAAGUCUUAAGGGAUAUGGCGGGAAAAGUUGUGCCCCUACCACAGAAGCAUACUUGAACUUCCGGGACGAUGUUUGGCAGUGGAUAGACUUCUGUAUGGCGUUCGCAUUUCCAUUUAUAUUUCUAGUUAUAGGAAACACCGUAAUGAUUGUCAAACUCUAUAAAUCUCGACUGAAACGGAAACAGAUGUCAGGAAAUAGCAGACAAAAAGACGCUAACAUUGGCCGUAAAGAGUCUGCUGUAUAUGUGUUAAUGGUGGCACUUUGUAUUAUUUUCUUACUGACUAUGACUCCGGUGACUGUUUACCAAAUCUACGCUCCGUACCGAAGAAUAGAAAUCUUGGCACUGUAUAAAAUCGACAAAGACGCAGGCUGGACUGACUACCAAUUCUUUAUACUUCAGCACACCAUAGUUAAUCUAGUCGCGUAUACAAACGCGGCCUUCAACUUUGUUCUGUACGUAUUCACUGGUACAAAGUUUCGCACCGAGUUGAUCCGGUUGUUUCGCAGCAGUCGCGCGCAGAGAGUGUUUGAUGCGUCCGGAAACAGGCUAAUUAAAAAGACUAGCGAGGAAAUGAAAACAAAGACUACAGGAAUAUCAUCAACUUCGCAAAGCAAGGAGAGCAGAUAUUGAUUUAAAAGUGAAACUUGAAGACGGUGUACCAGUAAUCACUUGUCCUAAUUAGUGAUUGACUCUACGCGCAGCCACGCACAGAGUAGCUUUUUAUUAUUUGUAAUUUAUCAAUAUCACAAAAUCAUUUUAAAUAUUCUUGUUUAAAUAAACAUAUAUAUUUUAACCCAAAUUGUGAAAUAGCUUUAAUUUCAGGGUUUUCUUUGUAUAUUUGUAUAAACAGUUGUCGACAGACUUUUUAUUCAACUAGAAAAUGUAUUAUAUUGUUAUAUUUUUUAAUAGAAUUGAUCUUGGAAUUGCUAACUUAGAAAAUAAGCGUUAUAUUUGAAGUUCUUGUACUUCUUACGGUUCAAAUAUGGUAUUUGAAUACCUCCUUUCAGGUAUCUGCAACGGUUUUUGCCGAUUGCUGAAAUAAGCCGCGCCAUGGGAAAACCAACAUAGUGCGUUAGCGACCAGCAUGGAUUCAGACCAGACUGCGCGCAUGCUGUUCGCUUUCAAAGCCUGUUGCAAUUAAAGAAACCGUUAGCGAACAGCAUGGAUCCUGACCAGAUUGCGCGGAUGCGCAGGCUGGUCUUGAUCCAUGCUGGUCGCAAACGCACUAUGUUGGUUUUCUCAUGGCGCGGCUCAAAUAUAGUUUAGUGGCCUUUCUGUAAGAUGAUACUCUUUUACCGCUCCCUUUCUGUUGAGGGAUCACGAAACUUGCUUGCAUUAGACAAUCAGAUACUUAGCGAAAUAAUGUACAUAUUUUCUAUAAUGCCUCAGACAUUAAGUCAAUCAUUUUUUAGUGGUAUGGGACUAUAAACGAAAAACUUUCAUAACCCUUGGUGUAACUCUAUUAUCCUAAAAUAUGGUUGAUGUCAUUUUUUUUUAAAAAAAGGACACAAACACAAAACACAAAAAGCAAACCAGACAAUAGCCUGGCUCCCUGGCUGCAUGGUUAUUUUUUAUAUAAAUACUGAAAACAUUUUAUUAGAAAUUUUAAGCCUCUAAAAUAGCACAAUUUUAUCUGAUGGCUGAACCAUACAUGUUUGGAGCCAGGGGCAAUAAAAAAUGUCAAUGUAGAAACAACCUUCUGGAGUUACUUCCCUCUUAAUGAAGAAAACUGUUAUAUGUAAAUAAGAACAAACAUAGGGACGGGAGCCAGUCUAACCAGACAAUGGCAGUGCUCAAGAUCUAGAAUAUAAACUAUGUAAAAGUUAUAUCACGUUUCAAUCGAUUCGAUCAAUAAUGAGGCUUUAUUAUAGUAAAUUACCACCACAGGACACAAUCAAUUAAUUCCGUAUUCAAAAAGAUUUUUUUAUUAUUAUUAUAUAUUUCUAUUGUAUGUUCCUUUAAAUGUAUGUCUAAUCGUACAAUUUUUGUGUCAUUUAUAUACUUGGUGAGAUUAAGCCGCUUUCUCUGUUCGGUUCUAAUGUCGUUUACAUUCUAGCGUAGUAUAAUCAAUUUACGAGUCUUGAAAAUAUUUGUUGAACGUGUUCAGUUUGUUUUCGUUAUUUAUGUAUGUUCUUUUUCCAAUAAAAGUGCU